Chaetomium fimeti is the source of this 2061-nucleotide messenger RNA. Its product is annotated as cytochrome P450. Gene Ontology annotation, molecular function: oxidoreductase activity, acting on paired donors, with incorporation or reduction of molecular oxygen; iron ion binding; heme binding. Bases 335 to 1927 code for a protein of 530 amino acids. The transcript has 2 exons. The record is from RefSeq and is a predicted model, not a curated record. NCBI's taxonomy places the organism in Eukaryota, Fungi, Ascomycota, Sordariomycetes, Sordariales, Chaetomiaceae.
GAUUGGCGCUCGGGACCAACGGCUGUUGGCUCUAACGAAACCUCCGGGGGUUCCUCUUUUGGAUUCCAAUGUCCAAAACAACAAACCGGACAGCCAGUUAUUCCGCACAAACACGGCUGAGGUGCAGCCAACCAGCUACGGCCUACAAACAAACUUCCAUUGUCGCUCCCUCUUCUUCAACCGAAUAGGAACUUCCACCCUCCUCUCCGCCCUUGUUUCAAGAGAGCUCCCCGCCGCCUCCCCUUUCUGCGCCGCGCCCCCCUCCGAGCCCUCUGAGCCCUAUCCAACACGUCGUAUCCCUUUCGGAAGCUGCAACAAUUCCAAUCAUCUGAUCAUGGCCCCCACCAUUAGUCUCGUGCUGGGCGGUCUCGCCGCCACUUACGUCUUCCUCCGCGUGCUUCUCAACCUCACCCAGGACGCAAAGGAACCGCCGGCCAUUCUGACCGACAUUCCCUUUAUCGAGCCCCUGAUUGGCAUGAUCCGGGAGAAGUCGCGCUUCCACAUCCGCCUGAGAGACGCCACACGGCUGCCCAUCUACACGCUGCGGCUCCCAUUCCAGCGCAUGUACAUCGUAAACGCCACGCAGCUGAUCCCCGUACUGCAAAAGCAAUGGCGCGUCAUCAGCUUCGCGUCCAUCGCGGCCGACGCGGGCAACGUCGUCGGCAUGAGCAAGGAGGCCGUCGAGGUCAUGAAGCGCGACCUGACCAGCGAGCACGGCUUCAGCCCCAGCUGGCCCAAGUACAUCAUGCCGUCCAUGGCCCCCGGCCCGGACCUCGACGCCAUCAACCGCCGCGCCAUCGAGGUCUACGUCGCCGAGAUGGCCAAGCUGCGCGGGACUGACACCGCCACCAAAGUCGGCCUCUGGGAGUGGUCCCGCCGCAUGAUGGUCACAUCAACCUCCGAGGCGGUCUGGGGGCCCGCGAACCCCUUCCGCGACCCGGCGGUGGCCGACGCCUGGAAGACGUUUGAGGCCGGCUUCCUGACGCUGUCCAUGUUCCCGCUGGCCUGGCUCUUCUUCCCCAAGCUGCACCGCGCGCGCGAGGUCGCGGCCGCCGCCAUGGUCCGCUACAUGCGCGCGGGCGGGUACAAGACGGGCUCCGGGCUGGUGCGCAAGCGCGUCGAGCACCACGCCGACCUCUUCGGCUUGGGCCUCGAUGAUGUCGGCCGCGGCGAGCUCGGCAACGCGUUUGCCGUGCUGGGGAACACCACACCCUGCGCCCUGUGGGUGCUCUACCACAUCGUGUCGGACCCCCGCGUGCUGGCCGACGUGCGCCGCGAGCUGCACGCCCUGGUGCGCGACGAGACGGGCGAGGAUGGCGUCCCGGUUAGCUCGAUCGAUCUGGCGGCCGUGAGGGAGACUUGCCCGAUCCUGCUGAGCACGUUUCAGGAGACGUUGCGGUUCCGCGCCGUCAACCCGGGCCCGCGCGUGCUGCUGGAGGACGUGCUGGUGGAUGACGGCCGCAUGCUGCUGAAGAAGGGCGCCAUGCUGAUGAUCCCGGCGGCGGUGCAGCACACCGACGCCGCGGCGUGGGGCGACGACGCGCGCGAGUUUGAUCACCUGCGUUUUGCGCCCGCGUCGGGCGAGGGCGCGCAGAAGAAGAAGAAGCCGAACCGGGUCGCGUUCCGCGCGUUUGGCGGUGGCCAUGUGCUGUGUCCGGGCCGCCACUUCGCCAGCACCGAGAUCCUCUCGCUGGCGGCGCUGCUGGUGCUGCAGUUUGAUGUCGUGCCUGUUGCUGGUCGCUGGGUCGAGCCGACGUGGGAGAACUCGCCUGCUCAGGCGGGCUUUCCUGUUAUCGAUGAAGACAUCCCCGUUGAGCUGCGUCCCAGGGAUCCCCAGCGGAAGUGGCGGGUCGUGUACUCGGGGACAGACAAGGCGAUGGAUAUUGUGUCGGAGGAUAUUGCCGCCGGUGGUAGGGGCGCUCUCUGAACGAAGCCAACUGUCGAGGUUUAUUGUACUGUACUAUCACUGAAAAAGGGGUGACUGGUUCCGUGUACGGAACGAAAAGGGACGGAUCUGGGGAGUCAAGGCCGCUGAUACUAAUACACCUAAAUCUCACACCU